Messenger RNA from Boleophthalmus pectinirostris (great blue-spotted mudskipper), 4883 nucleotides. Its product is annotated as RNA-binding protein with multiple splicing-like. The coding region runs from base 364 to 948 and encodes 194 amino acids. Gene Ontology annotation, molecular function: mRNA binding. The transcript is spliced from 9 exons. Lineage: Eukaryota; Metazoa; Chordata; Actinopteri; Gobiiformes; Gobiidae. The record is from RefSeq and is a predicted model, not a curated record.
GCGACGAUGGAAGAGAAGUUUGCCCGCGGCGCAGUCCACUGAACAUUUUACUGUAUUUCAAACGGAGGAUCGCCAGCAAGAGCCCGCGGAGAAGCUUUCCUGGGAAUGCGAGGGAAUAUCUGACAACAUUUCCAAACGCGUCGCGAGUUUGUUUUUUCCCCCCUUCCAACAUUAAAGCCGGUUCUUGGAGCAGAUUGAUGCCGCGAAAGUAGUGGGGAAAGCCCGGGUCAGAAGACAGCGGACACCGGCACGAGUGCUGGCUGCGACGGAGGGUGCUUUGUAGCGAUUGACGUGGAAAAGAGGAGAAGAAAGGUGAAAGAAACAGACGAGAAGACAUCGCUGAGAAAGUGAUCAAGAGUCGACAUGAAUAACAACAAAAUCGAGAAGGAAAACGAACAGACUGAGUUCACCAACCACGAAGAGGAGGUCCGAACGCUAUUUGUCAGUGGGCUACCUCUGGAUAUUAAGCCACGAGAGCUCUAUCUCCUCUUCAGACCAUUUAAGGGCUAUGAAGGCUCCUUGAUAAAACUCACUUCGAAACAGCCGGUGGGGUUUGUCAGCUUUGACAGUCGAUCAGAGGCGGAGGCUGCUAAGAAUGCCUUGAACGGCGUCCGAUUCGAUCCAGAAAUACCCCAAACGCUGCGGCUGGAGUUCGCCAAGGCCAACACCAAAAUGGCCAAGAACAAGCUGGUUGGCACUCCAAACCCCCCUCCGUCCCAGCAGAGCCCUGGACCACAGUUCAUCAGCAGAGAUCCAUAUGAGCUCACAGUGCCCGCUCUCUAUCCCAGCAGCCCAGACGUGUGGGCGUCAUACCCGCUGUACCCGGCCGAGCUGUCGCCGGCCCUCCCUCCUGCUUUCACCUACCCCUCCUCGCUCCACGCCCAGAUCCGCUGGCUCCCUCCUGCAGAUGGGACUCCUCAGGGAUGGAAGACCAGGCAGUUCUGCUGAAGUCUGUGUCCCUGAUGUGUGAUGGUGGCUCCGGGCGGCUGUGAGGGCCUUUGCUGACUGCUUCUUCUUCUUGUGUCCAUCUUGAAUCCAGGAGGACAGCCCCUGCUCCUCUUCCUACCGGGCAGCGUAGCGUUGGCAGUAGCAGUAGCAGCAGCAGCCUCACGAGCCUCAGGACAUGCAAACCCAGCCUCCAUCACACAUCGAGCCCACUCCUCCCUCCCUUCCUCUCCUCCUCCCGCCCUUACGAAGACAUCCCCCCCUUUUUUUUAUACUGUUACAUAGUCGGAAAUGGAUCGGCGGCACUUUGGCUACACUUCCUCCAACACCUUUUGAAUAAGGUACAAGGCAUUGCAUGACUAGAAGCGCACACACCUCUUUGUCUGUGAAGAUAAGCAGGCCGUUGACUUUGCAUUGUGGAGAAUAUGCAAGCGUAGAGACCAAAGGAGCGUUCCAAUAUGCAGCCCUCAAGAAAGGCCACAGCAAGGAAGUGUGGACAAAAUGCUUAAAGGACACGUAUUAUGCAAAACUGACCUUUUAUUUAGCUUUUAAUCAUGUUAUAUUGUUGUCUCCUGUUCAAAAACAUACCUGGAGUUGUGUUUUGCUUCAUUCACGUGUGUUUCAUAAAUCCAAAGUCAUCUUCUCGGUUUGCUUUUUGCCGUGAUUGUUGCAUCAUAGGUAAAAAUACAGACUUCCUAAACCAUCUAUUCUGUGCUUCAUUUGUUUGUUUUCAUUCCUGUUGCUGACAACAGAGGGAGCUCCAACGCCUAAACACCUAAUUGGAAAUGGACGUGUUGUUUAUAAAGUGUUUUACAAAAUAAUUUUAACUUGUGAAAUACUAAUCCCAAGGUGACCAAAAGCAUGUUUAAAAGGGAAUUAAAGCCACAAAAAUGCAUAAUAUGUGUCCUUUACUGAUAAUGUUAUUCUAUGACUAUAAUUAUUAUUAUUCUGUAUAUCAUUCAUAUUAAUGUUAUUACGAUUAUUAAUAAUGUUGAAGCAUGAUUUUGCAAAAAAAGAAAAAAAAACCCAAUGCUGUACAUUUUUAGAUAUUUUAACGAAAGACAAAAAGGUAUUUUUGUAAUCGAAAAUAUGUUUGUUUGAAUUGUAUGAUUGUUGUUAAAGUGUGUAAGGAACUACUUUCAUACUCCUGCUUCUUCUUUGCCAUUUGAGUCGCUGUGUUAUACCAAAGCAGUCAUGUGAUGAUUUGAUUUUUUAUUUUAAUUGUGCUGUGCAAAGGUUUUAACCAAGUUUGGAGGAGUCAAAUUAGACUAUAUUUACCUACUUUUGUCAGUACAUACAAUAUUUGCCCAAACCAAGAACAAUAAUAAAAUUUUUAGUAGGGAUGUAACAAUAAUCAAAAAUCUUACAAUAAUAUCAUGGACUGUCACAAUAAACCAAAUUACAAGUUCCUUUGCCUUAAAGCAUUGUUUUAUAGCAGCAACAGCUUAUAAAUAAAGGGAACUACACAUCCCGUGAUUCAUUUCAGUGCAGAUGACAUGAAGAAAUAUGUUUUUCUGCUUAAUUAUUGAGAUUAUGAGAGUAAUGAUUCACAGCUUCAGUCACCACAGGCUUGUCAAGGUUUUUUAAAAGCAAAAAAAGUGUCCUAUCUACAAUUUUAUUAGUCUCUUCAGAAUAAAUGUGGAGUGAAAUGAAUAUCGUGACAAUAUUAUACUGUGAGAUUUGGAUAUCGUUACAUCCCUAGCUUUUAGUAUUGCAAAAUAAGGCCAUUAAAGAUGAACUAAGUAACAUUUUCUGUUAUGAGUCUGCCACCACAGAGAUUAUUAUUACUUACAAUAUGAUAUUAAACUUAUCAAACAUGCAUGGUUCAAUUACAGGUGUUUUUAUUGCUCAAAAGUACAUUUAAAAACAUAAUUCUUACUGUAAGCAGUCUCUUCUCCACAGACCUGACCCGUAACUUAGAUUGGAGAUGGAGAUGGGUUUUUUAAUGCCUCAGUGGAGACAGGCAGGCCUUCCAUCAGCAAAGUUACAUAGUGCACUUUUAAUACACCCUAAUGACAAAAGUCCCUACUAUAAUUUUCAUUUUCAAUCGUCCGACCUGCCUAUUGCUUUUGCACAGUGCUGCGUGUUUUGUGAGUGGAGUUCUGUUUGCUCGAGCGUAUUUAAACCCAAUGAAGCAAACACUUGUCUUUAGUCGUACAACUGAGCAGUGAUAACGAGUGAUUACAUAUUUAGCUCAGAAUGUAUUUGUUUUUGUCUUUUUCAAAUCCAGAUCAACGCUUUGAAGGGCAUUUUAGGUUUCGUUCACAACCUUAUAGAAUCCUAAAAGUUAAAACUGAGGACAGGUUUGAUUUCUUUGCCAGAAUUUGCUGUUUAAAAGAGAUUUGUUUACCUGAUUUUUGUAAUUUCUGUAAUUACCGUGCCUAUCCUCGUGAAAAAAGUGGACAAAUUUCAGCGUAUUCUCUGGCAGCAUAAAUAUAAAAAAAAAUUAAUUAUUCUUUCAUAAUAGCUUCAGAAAGUGGUGCCAUUCUGAUGGUUAAUAUGGCAAGUUUGUAGAGCCAAGCCCUGACUAAAAUAUAAUGAUUAGGGUCAACAUUUGUGGAUUAUUAUUUUUAUAAAAACAGCAAAUCUCCCAUAGAGUUGCAGACCCAUGCCGUCCGUUUGAAAUUAUAACAUCGUCCAAUUCAAGAAUGUGAACGCAACCUAUUGACAGCAGCAAGAAGCCAUCUUUAGCAAUAGAAAAGUGACCGUCUGAACAUUUCCGAACUGAGCCCUGCUAAAAUUAGACCCUUUUUGUUGUGAAGAAGGAGAAAGAAACAAAAGACCAAAGGUAUUUUUUACACUGGAGAGCUGUUCGGCUAGUGAAACGAUGAUUCAGUUGUGACAGCUUUGUAGUCUUCAUUUUGAUUUCUUAUGAAGUAUAACAUUAUUAUAUUAUUAUUUUUUGUCUAGCGUGUCUUUUGGUGUCAUUCCAAAAGAGCAAUCAGAAACAAUAUUCACUUUAAGCAAUUAUCUUUUGUCUAUUUUUAGGAGACUUUGUACAACUCAAAUUUACAUCAUUGUAAUCGGACAGGGGGAAAAAUAACAACCUUUUGUAAAUGUGUGUUUCGUGCGCCUGCAAUAAUGUCUGGCUGUUUGACAUAUCUGAUCAUCUUCUUGACAUUUUACGCCGAUUUUCAUUCAAGUCAACACACAAAGCAAAUUUUGUGUUUUUGCUGAUGAGGUCGUGUCACAUUUCAAAAUCAUGUGACAAUCAAGAGCAAAAAAAAAAAAAGAAAAAGCAAAUCGAAGCUUUUGUCCAGCUUGGCAAUCAACUUCAAAUAUUCAUGUUUUUGUAAUGAACUAUAAUAUGCAUAUGAUAUCAACUGAUUUUAUGAAGCCGGACUGCUUUUUUUAGCCAAUACGGCACCAAAUUUUUAAGUAUUUAUAAGGUGUGUGCGUGUUGUUUUGGAAUUGUUUUAUAGCCCCUUAUAUAAGUCAAUGUAAGUAUUAUUGUAAGUUUAAUUGUAUAUUCAUUUUGGUAAUUUUAAGAGUUUUAUGUGUUUGUAAUUGACUGAGUGGAUUUAAUGUUUUUGAAUAUGUUUUUAUCUACAUCAUUCACUGUGAAAUCCCAGAUAGUACAUUUUGACUGGUACUGACGACGAUCCUGGAAGCCCAACCAAUAAUGACAUCCCAAGUUCUCCAAGUGAAAAGCGCCUAUCCAAAUGUUUUCAGUAUAAUCGUGUAUGUGUUCUGUGCAUGUUCACGGCAUGUGUGUGGGUUUUUGUUUUUUUCUUAUACAGUACUGUUAAUAUUUAUGUACCUUAUGUAGACCGCUGUGAGGAGAAAAUGCAUUUCAGUGAAUUGCAGAGGUUAAUAGGUUUGUUUGUUUAAGAAAUCAUGAAAAAAAGUUGAAUCAAAAAGAGAGGUUUUUAUGAAAAUGUAAAAUGAAGACAUUCAAGGCCAUAUGACAUUAAAGAUUGACGUCAUCCCUGCUGUCA